This is a messenger RNA of Amoebophrya sp. A25, 819 nucleotides long. The record is from the annotation of a GenBank genome assembly. Lineage: Eukaryota; Dinophyceae; Syndiniales; Amoebophryaceae.
AUGGCGACGUCGUCUAGGGACGGUGAUUCCUCCGAUGUUUGCCAGGUGAGAGUGGGUAGCACGAGCACCGCGGCACGACAAGGUGGCGGGACCGUGUGUGAACCGAAGAACACGAUCGACGAGGAGUGGGUCGAUCCAGCGCUGCGGAUUCUUGUACGUAUGCCAAAUGAUGCCAUCCUAUCUCAUCUGAGUUGUCUCCUCGAAUUGACCCAAUGCUAUAGGCAGACUGUCGACGAGAAAAUUUGUAGCAAGCCGCCAGAGGGCAACGAGCAGCUUUUGCGUCCGUACGGCACGCGCUUCAUGCGGAUGUACGAGAUCGGCCCCGUUCUACUUCCUUGGAUGCGCCAGGGUAUUCGUCCCGGCAUACCCCUUCUUUCGGCGGGCUGCUUUGUCCAGCAGGUAGCGCAGAAGGCGAGAUGGGACCGAGGAGAGUCGCGCUGGCAGUUUCUCGUAGAAGCCUGCAACUGGGUUUGUUGUUUUUCGCCUAAAGAGCGGCGUCGUUUCAGAGCAGCAUGCGAAAGCGCGCUGCAGAGGUGCCCGAGGAGGAACGUGGGUCCGUGGAUGAAAGAAUGGGAAGAGGAGACGCGCGCCUUGUUGGACGAAAUACUGGAGCCUGAGUUGGACCUCCACCUCGUCCACGAGGAGAUGCACGAGUUAUUUCUGUUGAUUGCGAAAGCUGGUUUUUCUGCGACAUCCAGAACGCGGCUCUCAGACAGGCCGGCGGCUAUGCGCUUCGCAGAGCAUGGCUUCGCAGAGUGCGUGGCAGUCGAGUUGGACUUUCCGCCUUUUUUUUUUUCCGCCACGCAAAGUCCAGGUUGA